GCGCGGCGCCGCGGUCCUGAAGUGCCGGACGCAGCAGCAGAUACUAGUGCUAGGUGAUAUAAGGGACCAACCUGGGGUGGAGUCCACCACCUGGACGCCGGAAGAAAAUCCUGAGAUGGGGCCGGCGGGCUGGGUGCUGGGAGGUUGAGCGCCCGCUCACGCCCACCCUGACCGCCUACCACAGACGUUCCCGGAUGCGUCGGCUCCUUGAAUCUGCCCUUUCGCCAUUUCCCCCAUUAGUAUUGAAUCCCAGUGUAGCAAAGCCUAAGAAUCUAGGCAACGGAGUGUUUUCUUGCCGCCAUUCCUCUGGAAGCGCGAGUGAUAGUUUUGGAAGGUGAACUCUGGGCACCCCAAUUUUAGUGACCCACCCGACCGGGUCCCCGAAAACAGCGUCUGACCAUAUACUGCCACGCCGGAAGCAAUCAAUAGAUCUCUUUCUAAGGAAUGGUGAAGUCCUUUAAAGGGAGCUCCAAAGGGGCCGUGUUUGAAUGGAGGUUUGGUAAAUACAUUGCUCCCCCCAAUAAUCUCAGUGCGCUGAUACCCCCUCGAGUUCGUACACAGGUCGCCCCCGGGAUCGCAGUCGCGGCUGUUAAUUCCUGUCAGAAUCUCCCAGCAGGUUUUAAGUGCAGGACAAGCGAACUGGUGGUGGGUCGCCAGGGCGUGCGGAGCUCUGGGACCGAGCCGGUGGGCCUGUCCCGGCACUCUGGGUCACCCUUGGUCGUUGGAACACUCCUCCCGCCGCCUUUUCGGAAAAUUAUUUGGGGAAAGUCAGGUUCACGGGAAUGACUAAAACUCGUUACCUUGGGGAAGAAAUAGGGCAAAGCAGGACUGGCUUUUGGACGUGGGCUAGAAACUACAAAACCGAGCUUCUUGGGAAUUGCCUUUUGGACUAACAGGAAGUGGAGCGUCAGAAAAGGGAGGGGGAGCCACCCAGGUACUGUCCCCCUGCUUCAGGCGCUCACUUUGCGGACGGCGUUUUUUCCCGGUUAUCCAUCCAGCGAAUGAGGCAGGGUGGACGCCCGCUGCUGGGUUUAGAAAACAAAAACGGAAACACAAAAGAAACGAGCAGGCGAGACGCCCGUUCCGUUCUAUGAUAACCAAGCUGCACGCAAAUAAAUCGGCUGCCCCGCUGCAGUCUCUGUCCUGGAGUGUCAAGAGAGCCUGUUCCUAUCAAUUAUUAAAGCUAUAAGGAAAUUUUUUUUGAAGUAAAAAGUAUCAUAAUGAGGUGUUGCCACAUCUGCAAACUUCCUGGCAGAGUGAUGGGAAUUCGAGUGCUUCGCUUCUCUUUGGUGGUCGUCCUUGUGUUACUACUGGUAGCUGGGGCUUUGACCACUUUACUUCCUAAUGUCAGAGAAGACAAGAUGCCCACAUCACGCAGGGAAAUAAAAUCCCAGAGCAAGUCCACCCUGGAUUCCUUUACUCUCAUCAUGCAGACGUACAACAGAACAGAUCUCUUACUGAGACUUUUAAAUCAUUAUCAGGCGGUACCACAUCUGCACAAAGUGAUUGUGGUGUGGAACAAUGUUGGGGAGAAGGGACCAGAGGAGCUAUGGAAUUCUCUGGGGCCUCACCCUGUCCCUGUGAUCUUCAAACCACAGACAACAAACAGGAUGAGAAAUCGGCUCCAGGUCUUUCCUGAGCUGGAGACUAGUGCAGUGUUAAUGGUAGACGAUGACAUGCUAAUUAGCGCCCAGGACCUUGUUUUUGCUUUCUCAGUUUGGCAGCAAUUUCCUGAUCAGAUUGUAGGAUUUGUUCCUAGAAAGCAUGUCUCAACUUCAUCAGGUAUCUAUAGUUAUGGAGGUUUUGAACUGCAGACACCAGGCUUUGGAGAUGGUGACCAGUACUCUGUGGUGCUGAUUGGAGCCUCAUUCUUCAAUAGCAAAUACCUUGAACUCUUUCAGAGGCAACCUGCAGCCGUCCAUGCUUUGAUAGAUGAAACGCAAAACUGUGAUGAUAUUGCCAUGAACUUUAUCGUUGCCAAGCACACUGGGAAGACUUCAGGGAUAUUUGUGAAACCUGUAAACAUGGGCAAUUUAGAAAAAGAAACCACUGGUGGCCAUUCUGGAAUGUGGCAUCGAGCUGAGCACUUUCUGCAGAGGUCUUACUGUAUCAAUAAGCUUGUUAAUAUCUAUGAUGGGAUGCCCUUAAAGUACUCCAACAUAAUGAUCUCUCAGUUUGGUUUUCCAUAUGCCAACCACAGAAGUAAAAUGUGAAUGUCAAACCAACAGACUAAAACUUCAAAACUGUUAGUAUUUGAGUAGCUUCUCCAUGCCAUGAUUGGUUGGUUUAUUUUUUUAAGCACCAUCAUGAACUUUUAUCAACU
Rhinolophus ferrumequinum (greater horseshoe bat) is the source of this 2323-nucleotide messenger RNA. It is a transcript of the gene EXTL2, whose product is annotated as exostosin like glycosyltransferase 2. The coding region runs from base 1221 to 2213 and encodes 330 amino acids. Gene Ontology annotation, molecular function: glycosyltransferase activity. Lineage: Eukaryota; Metazoa; Chordata; Mammalia; Chiroptera; Rhinolophidae. The record is from RefSeq and is a predicted model, not a curated record. Gene Ontology annotation, cellular component: membrane. The transcript has 5 exons.